GGCAGCCCGUCGUCGUGGUCGUGGUGUCGUCGUGGUGUCGUCGUCGUGUCGUCGUGUCGUCGUGGUGUCGUCGUGGUCGUGGCAAGUCGCGCGCGAGCGGCCGCUCUCUUCGAACGACCACUGCGAGCGGGCCGAGCGGGCCGAGCGGGCCAAGCAGCCGACAAGGGACACGAGACCGAGCGACGGCGCCGGCGACGUCGAAUGCAGAGUCGCGCGUGAUAUUAUGAGUGCCUCCGGCGGACCGCGAAUCCUUUGCCUCCUUGUCGCCAGCUCGAACUGAACGAGAAAAGGAAAACAAGCGAAAACGAGGGCAGCGACGUAGCCGCGAAGCAUGUCGUUGCACUAUUACGGGCCAGCUGGUGGUGGUGCUAGUGCUGGAGGCGGGGGCGGCGGUGGUGCUGGUGCUUAUCGUUAUCGCUCGGCCACGAGGAUGCACCCCGAGGCCAUGGGCUCCGACAGCGAUGUCAAUGAGCUCAGUGACCUCGAGAACGACGAGGAGGCCGACGAGGAGGACGACGAGGACAAUGAGGACGACGAAGACGACGAGGACGACGACGAGGACGAGGAUGACGACGAGGACGACGAGGACGACGAGCCCGAACUGCCCUACCCGGGCUUUAUUCCCGUGGCACUGCGUUAUCUCGAACAGACCACCAGGCCGCGCAACUGGUGUCUCGCGCUCAUCACCAAUCCAUAUCCUUUUUCAAUAUCUUUUCUCUCGCUCUCGCUCUCUAUUUUUUCUGUCUUACGGCUCUUCCUUUAC
Messenger RNA from Phymastichus coffea, 763 nucleotides. RefSeq names its product nucleolin-like. Lineage: Eukaryota; Metazoa; Arthropoda; Insecta; Hymenoptera; Eulophidae. The annotation marks the transcript as partial. The transcript has a single exon. The record is from RefSeq and is a predicted model, not a curated record.